AUGAAAGCCAUUGCAGCCCUGUCGUGCGUGGCCGUGGCCAACGCAUUCAUCCUCCCCGACCCCAAGAUCUUCGAGCAGUCCGCCAUCAAGAACGGUGAUCGCCGCUCGUGGUGGGACCGCGUCCCUUCCAAGGACUCCAUCGUGAACACGGUCGAGGAUGGCGUCGACUCCCUGUCGGCACACAUUGAGGGCGCUCUGCACACCCUCGAGGACACCGUCGAGAACAAAUUCGAGGACGUCUUCCAAGAGCACUUCCUCAACGAACACGACAGUUCCGAUAAGUCUAUUUACGAGUUGAUCUCCGAGAGCGAGCACACCACCGAGUUUGCCAAGCUGGUGAACGACUACAAAGAUAUCGUCGAGGUCCUGAAGAGCUCCAAGGCGAACCACACCCUCUUCGUGCCCACAAACAGCGCUUUCGAGCACAUCCCCAAGCACCACAAGAAGCCCAGCAAGGACGUGAUUGAGGCGAUCCUGAAGUACCACGUCGGAAUCGGCGAGUACGACGCCAAGAGGGUCUUGCGCACCCACACGCUCCCCACGCUGCUGGACGAGCCGCUUCUAGGUGGUAAGCCCCAGCGCCUUCGUAUCAGCGUCGGCCUCGGUGGCGUUCGUGUCAACUUUUACGCCAAGGUUGUCGCCGUCAACAUCCGUGCCAACAACGGAAUCAUCCACGCCGUUGACAGCCUGAUCAUCCCGCCUCCCUUUGUAGGCCGUGAGCUCACUCUGCUCCCUACCAAAUUCUCGACGCUGCUUCUCGCAUACGAGAAGACCGACUUUGUCAAGUACAUCCACGGCGUCAAGUCGACGGGCACCACCGUAUUUGCCCCUUCGAACCGCGCCUUCGACAGCCUCGGACUCAAGGCCAACGCCUUCCUCUUCAACACCGACUGCGGCCUGAAGUACCUCAAGGCGCUGCUCAAGUACCAGAUCGUCGCCAAUACCACCCUCUACAGCGACGCCUACUACCGCCCAGAUGACAAGGACGAUGCCAAGGUCACGGAGCACUACCACAUCGACCUUCCCACUCUGCUCGACGGCAAGAACAUCGCCGUCGACGUGGCCACCUGGGGCGGCUGGACCAAGGUCAAGCUCAACGGCUACAUCCCCAUCUCUGUCGGUGACGUUGUCGCCAAGAACGGCGUCAUUCACGUUCCCGCCCGCGUUCCCAUUCCUCCCCACAAGCACAAGACCGGGUCCGUCGACGGAGAGAUUUCUGUCGAGGAACUGAAGGAGAGGUUGGCUGACUACGUUGACAAGGAGAAGGACGCUGGUUGGCUCGAUGCCGAGCUGUGA
Molecule: messenger RNA, 1296 nt
Organism: Colletotrichum graminicola M1.001
Lineage: Eukaryota; Fungi; Ascomycota; Sordariomycetes; Glomerellales; Glomerellaceae
Product: fasciclin domain-containing protein
Exons: 2
Coding region: 1-1296 (431 amino acids)
Biological process (GO): macroautophagy
Cellular component (GO): fungal-type vacuole membrane
Source: RefSeq, a predicted model, not a curated record